Molecule: messenger RNA, 3173 nt
Organism: Suncus etruscus (white-toothed pygmy shrew)
Lineage: Eukaryota; Metazoa; Chordata; Mammalia; Eulipotyphla; Soricidae
Gene: HCN3
Product: hyperpolarization activated cyclic nucleotide gated potassium channel 3
Exons: 8
Coding region: 123-2513 (796 amino acids)
Biological process (GO): potassium ion transport; transmembrane transport
Cellular component (GO): membrane
Molecular function (GO): voltage-gated potassium channel activity
Source: RefSeq, a predicted model, not a curated record
UCCCAGCCCGCCGCCGGGCUGCGCCGGCUCCGGCUCCGACUCCGACUCCGGGUGGGGUCCCCGGGGGUCCCGGAUGGCCGCGGCGGGGUCCUGGAGGCGCCGCGCGUGAGCCCGCUGGCGCCAUGGAGGCCGAGCAGCGGCCGAUCGCCACGCGCACGGGCGACGGGGCGACCCCCGGACUGGAGGCGGCACCCCCUGCUGGCCCGGCGCCCGCGCCAUCGCCCGCACCCGCGCCCGCACCCGCACCCGCACCCGCCGCGGCCACGGGUUCGACUCCCGGCUCCGCGUCCGGGACGGAGCCCAAGAGGAGGCAGCUCGGCACGCUGCUCCAGCCCGCCGUCAACAAGUUCUCCCUUCGCGUGUUCGGCAGCCACAAAGCGGUGGAGCUCGAGCAGGAACGGGUGAAGUCGGCCGGGGCUUGGAUCAUCCACCCCUACAGCGAUUUCAGGUUUUACUGGGAUCUGAUCAUGCUUCUGCUGAUGGUGGGGAAUCUGAUUGUGCUCCCUGUGGGCAUUACCUUCUUCAAGGAAGAGAACUCCCCACCCUGGAUCGUCUUCAACGUCCUUUCUGACACCUUCUUCCUGUUGGAUCUGGUGCUCAACUUCCGCACGGGCAUCGUGGUCGAGGAGGGGGCUGAGAUCCUGCUGGCGCCCCGGGCCAUCCGCACACGCUAUCUGCGCACCUGGUUCCUGGUGGACCUCAUCUCCUCCAUCCCUGUGGAUUACAUCUUCCUGGUGGUGGAACUGGAGCCCCGGCUGGAUGCCGAAGUCUACAAGACAGCCCGAGCCCUCCGCAUUGUGCGGUUCACCAAGAUCCUCAGCCUGCUUCGGCUGCUCCGCCUCUCCCGCCUCAUCCGCUACAUCCACCAGUGGGAGGAGAUCUUCCACAUGACCUACGACCUGGCGAGCGCCGUGGUUCGCAUCUUCAACCUCAUCGGCAUGAUGCUGCUGCUCUGCCACUGGGACGGCUGCCUGCAGUUCUUGGUCCCCAUGCUGCAGGACUUCCCCUCUGACUGCUGGGUGUCCAUCAGCCACAUGGUGAACCACUCAUGGGGCCGCCAGUACUCCCACGCCCUGUUCAAGGCCAUGAGCCACAUGCUGUGCAUCGGUUAUGGGCAGCAGGCACCAGUGGGCAUGCCGGAUGUGUGGCUUACCAUGCUUAGCAUGAUCGUGGGUGCCACAUGCUAUGCCAUGUUCAUCGGCCACGCCACUGCACUCAUCCAGUCCCUGGACUCCUCUCGGCGCCAGUACCAGGAGAAGUACAAGCAGGUGGAGCAGUACAUGUCCUUCCACAAGCUUCCUGCAGACACGAGGCAGCGCAUCCAUGAGUACUACGAACACCGCUACCAGGGCAAGAUGUUUGAUGAGGAGAGCAUCCUGGGGGAGCUGAGCGAGCCGCUGAGGGAGGAGAUCAUAAACUUCACGUGCCGGGGGCUGGUGGCUCACAUGCCGCUAUUCGCCCAUGCCGACCCCAGCUUCGUCACUGCUGUGCUCACCAAGCUGCGCUUCGAAGUUUUCCAGCCGGGUGACCUGGUGGUGCGUGAAGGUUCCGUGGGCAGGAAGAUGUACUUCAUCCAGCACGGGCUGCUCAGCGUGCUGGCACGGGGCGCAUGCGACACCCGCCUCACUGACGGAUCCUACUUUGGGGAGAUCUGCCUGCUGACGCGGGGCCGGCGCACCGCAAGUGUGCGGGCGGACACCUAUUGCCGCCUCUACUCACUCAGUGUGGACCAUUUCAACGCGGUGUUGGAGGAAUUCCCCAUGAUGCGCCGGGCCUUUGAGACGGUGGCUAUGGAUCGGCUGCGCCGCAUAGGCAAGAAGAACUCUGUGCUCCAGCGGAAGCGCUCUGAGCCCAGUCCGGGCAGCAGUGGGGGUCUCAUGGAGCAGCACCUGGUGCAGCAUGACCGGGACAUGGCCCGGGGUGUCCGUGGCCUCGCCCCAGGCACAGGUGCACGGCUCAGUGGGAAACCGGUGUUGUGGGAGCCCCUGGUGCACGCACCCUUGCAAGCUGCCGCUGUCACCUCCAACGUGGCCAUUGCUCUGACACACCAGCGGGGCUCUCUGCCUCUCUCCCCCGACUCUCCAGUCGUCCUCCUGGCUCGCUCCACUCGGCGCUCUGCAGGCUCCCCAGCUUCCCCACUGGUGCCUGUCCGUGCAGGUCCCCUGUUGGCCCGGGGCCCCUGGGCCUCCACCUCCCGCUUGCCCAUCCCUCCUGCCCGCACUCUCCAUGCCAGCUUGUCCCGAGCCGGCCGUUCCCAGGUAUCCCUGCUAGGCCCUCCCCCUGGAGGAGGUGGACGACGGUUGGGACCUCGAGGCCGACCUCUCUCAGCUUCCCAACCCUCCCUGCCUCAGCGGGCAGCAGGCGACGGGUCUCCAGGCCGGAAGGGCUCUGGGAGCGAGCGCCUGCCGCCAUCAGGGCUACUGGCAAAGCCUCCAGGGACAGUUCAGACCUCUCGCCCACCAGUGCCAGAGUCAACCACUCCCCGGGGCCCCCAGCUCUCCGCCAACAUGUGAGCUCUUGUGGGUAAGCCCUUGGGAGCAGUCAUGGGCCCUGGGUUGCCGUGUCUCCGGGAAGCCACAGGGAUGUGAGACACUGUCCUUCAGGAACACCUCCGGGACUGCUGAGGACUGUGCGCUCCACCCCUGCACAGAUUUCUGCAGCCGGCCUGAUGCCCUGAUUCACCCACUGAGGCCAUGCCAGGCACUGUAUGUACAUCUGCACUGCCAAGUAGAAGCGACUCCCAGCUCCUACCAGGGUGUCCCUCAGCCAUCCCUGGGCCCCUGAUCCCCCCACCUCACAAAGCACAAAAAUCUGCCAUCAUCCACGUCACUGCCAGGUCACCCGAUGUCUGUUUCUCUGUCAUGGCCAUGUAGAUCCUGUCCAGUAUGGUGGCUGUCCUGUCUUCCCUAGCAUAGCUGGACACAGCCAAUAGCCACAGUCCCCACUGCCAUCACAAAUAUCCCAGGUCCUGAGUGUGAGUGUCCACUUUUACUGCCACAUAUGGACUUCCUGCCUCAAGCCUCAGAGGGGGGACUUCUUGCCCAAGUCUCAUCCUUUCUGUCUGGAUGUAGAAUGGUCAUUUUGUACACCAGAGCCACCAUCCGUAGGCCCCUGCUCCUCUGGAGUUCCCCCUUGGAGCUAAGAGAGGGUUAUGAAGCUCCUUAUUUAUUUGU